CCCCCAGAGCCGCGACAGCUUGAUCUCAUCUGUCUAGCUUUUUUACUCUUCCCACCACCAAGCUUUGUCGAUAUUGUUUUCAAUAUUACGCCUUCGUUUUCUAUACAUGAUACGCGAGAUUCCAUCCAUGUAGGAAAUCUGCGCUUUUGAAGAGAAAUGAAUUCGCAUCCCGAAGACAUGUCGCACCGCGACCGCGAGUCGGUUGAGCGGCACCAAAGAGAACAGUUUCCAGCUGGAACCCCACGACAGAGCAAUACGGCAUCCCUCCAAAUCCACCAACCCGUCGCCUCGCGCCUCCCUGGCGCCAUACAUAGUCCCGGUGGCCUACUUGCGACUCACGGAGGUUCAGCACCUCCUAUCCCUCUCGGCGCCCCCUCAGGCCCCGUAAACUCCUUCGGCGGCCCAUUACAAGCCGACGCCAAUCGCUCGAUCCCACAUAAUGCACAGAAUGCUUCGAACCAAAUGUUUGGAGCUAUAGGUGGACACAACCAAGGCCCAUCUGGAUCUUCCGCACCUUCUAACCAUCUAUUCGGCGGUCCACUACAACAAGAUGGUAACCGCGCUUCUCAGAAUAUCCCGUUCGGUGGUAGUGGUGGUGCGAUCCCUGGAGGAGCACACCCAAUCCCUAGUGGCGGUAAUGCUAGCAGCAUGCCACAGGGACAACAACCUAUUCUUAAUGAUGCUUUGAGCUAUCUAGACCAAGUCAAAGUACAGUUUGCCGACCAACCCGAUGUCUAUAACAAGUUUCUUGAUAUUAUGAAAGACUUCAAAAGUCAAACCAUUGACACGCCGGGGGUUAUUAAUCGUGUAUCGGAACUUUUUGCGGGGCAUCCAAAUCUCAUACAAGGCUUCAACACUUUUCUUCCUCCCGGAUACAGAAUCGAGUGUGGUGCAGGCAACGACCCUAACACUAUUCGAGUGACUACGCCAAUGGGAACUACAGUUCAGUCGAUAACGGGUAGAGCGAACCAAGGUGACGGCGCGCAUGGCCAGCCAGGCACGAAUGGACCCUUUUUCAAUCACCGUGGUAACAACUGGCAACAACCUCCACAGCCACAACAUAGUAUCGAAAGUCCUGAAGCUUCUUUUAGUGCGCCAGUAUCAAACGGUCCAAGCUUAUUUGCAGCUGGUCAAGCACAAAGUUCAGCCUUCGAAGGACAGACUUCCGCCUCUCAGCAACACCGGAGCACGCCGCAAGUACAAAAUAAUUCGACAACACCCAACGCACCUACGACCCGCAACGCGCUCACUCCUACUCCGAGCAAUUCUCAAGGCGGACCUAGCAACGGAAACCAACAAGGCAGUAUGGAGAAGCGAGGACCUGUUGAAUUCAACCACGCUAUAAGCUACGUGAAUAAAAUAAAGAACCGCUUUCAGGAUAAGCCUGAGAUUUACAAACAAUUCCUCGAGAUCCUGCAGACAUACCAGCGCGAACAAAAACCUAUCCAAGACGUUUAUGCGCAAGUCACUACCUUAUUCAAUACUGCGCCUGAUCUUCUCGAAGAUUUCAAACAAUUUCUUCCCGAAUCAGCCGCGUCGAACAAGGCGAAUGGCCCAAAGCCUGAAGACGUCUUUGCUAUGACUGCUGGCCUUACCCAGACCACCCCACAACCAAAUCACAGCAUGAGAGACGGACAGAAGAUGCCUCCCGUUGGAGCUUUCGCGCCACCUGCCAGUGCGAGCAAAGAUAACCGAAAGCGACCUCGCAACGAGAAGCAAGCUCCCCCUCCCGCAGCCGCGAUGGCCGAUAGCCCAGCACCGGGAUCUCGCUCGAUUCCUGGAGCCGGACCCGCAAGCAAGCGCCCAAAGCUCAACCACAAGCCCUUGCCUACAGAUGCGCCAUCCAUCGAACCGACACUUACUCCUGUCCUUCCCGAACCAUUACCUCCCACAUCCUCGGCGAACGCGACCCCUGAUGAAUUGGGUUUCUUCGAGAAGGUUAAGAAGUACAUCGGAAACCGUUCUACAAUGAACGAGUUCUUAAAGCUCUGCAAUAUGUACUCGCAGAGCCUCAUCGAUACCAAUGAUCUGGUCCACAAAGCUAGCCAAUUUAUUGGCGGAAACAACGAACUCAUGACCUGGUUUAAGGGAUUUGUAGGUUAUGAGGGUCUUGACGAGAUCAUUGAGAAUCGGCCUAGACCGCCUGUUGAAAAGGUCUCGUUGAGUAAUUGUCGGGCUAUUGGGCCAAGCUACCGGCUGUUGCCUCGUAGGGAGAAGCUAAAGCCAUGUGGCGGCCGAGACGAGAUGUGCAAUGCUGUGCUCAAUGACGAAUGGGCAUCUCAUCCGACCUGGGCCUCUGAAGACUCUGGGUUCGUGGCCCAUCGCAAGAACGCCUUUGAAGAGGGACUUCAUCGAAUUGAAGAAGAACGACACGAUUACGACUUCAACAUCGAGGCUAAUGUCAAGUGCAUACAACUACUCGAACCGAUCGCUCAGCAGAUGUUGAAUCUGACUUCCCAAGAACGAGAGACAUUUCAGAUGCCGCCGGGACUUGGAGGCUCUAGCACUUCGAUCUUCAAGCGCGUUCUUAAAAAGAUAUAUGGGAAUGAGAAAGGACUCGAUGUUGUGGCCGACAUGUUUACGGACCCUUUCGCUGUCGUCCCUGUCGUUCUUGCACGUCUCAAGCAGAAGGACGAGGAAUGGCGAUUCACGCAGCGAGAAUGGGAGAAGGUGUGGCAGGCACAGACAGAGAUCAUGCAUCUUAAGAGCCUGGAUCAUAUGGGUAUCCAGGUUAAGCAGAACGACAAACGAAAUCUCUCUGCCAAGCACCUCGUAGAUGUCAUCAAGACAAAACACGAGGAACAGCGACGCCUACGUAGCUCGAAGAACAUGGUCCCUCGAUACCAGUUCACCCACGAGCUUGGCGACCGUGAGGUCAUUCUGGAUUUGCUACGAUUCAUGGUUCUGUACGGCACGAAUAAUGGACACCACAGUGCAACCGAGAAAGAACGUAUUGUUGAUUUCUUCGAGUUCUUCAUUCCCCAGUUCUUCGAGUUGCCCGAGGACAAAGUCCAAGAUCGACUUCACGACAUUGAUCGCGAAUCUGGCGAGGAGGAUGCAGAGGAGCAGCUCCCCGCGGAACUGACCAAUGGCCGUUCUAGACGGAACGGCAAGAAAUCUGACUUGCUUCGUGGUGUAUUAGAUCCUGGCCGUAACGGUACGAAGACCAGGAAUCAGAAGGAGGGUAGCGCUGCAUCUGGUAGCAAAGAGACGACGCCUGAUGCUGGUUCUGCGAACGAAGAAGAAAUGGCUGACGCCCCUGACGAUUCUGUUCCGACCGAGCAGUCUAACGAACGAUGGCUACCGGUUGUGCCACGCGCGACAGUCGUUAAGGGCGACAACGCAUUGCUAGACGCCGAUGGCGAGUUGAAGGCAGAUGGAUUCUUCCCUCGCCCGUGGUACAAUUUCUUCUGCAAUCAGACCAUAUACGUCUUCUUCACUGUCUUCCAGACACUUUAUAAGCGCCUGAAGGCUGUAAAGGAUAGCAAGAACAGCGUUUCAGAGGAAAUUAUCCGAUCGAAGAGCAAGAAGCCAGCCAAAGAGCUCGGUAUUGCGAUCAACGAGAUCAACUACUUCGACGAGAAUGAUCCUGCUUCCUUCUGGCCCAAGACAGUCGAACUGAUCGAGGACUAUAUCACUGGCGAGAUCGAUGAGAACCGUUACCAAGAAGUUCUCCGUCAUUACUACCUUAAGAAGGGUUGGACCUUGUAUACGAUUCAGGAUCUCCUCAGAACCCUAUGUCGUCUUUCACUCACCUGCACGAGCCCCGAUUCAAAGGAAAAGACGCCUGAUCUUAUCACCCAUUUCCUGAACGGUCGCCACAACGAAGAGACUAGUUAUCAAACUGAGAUCAGUGCCCGGAAGUACGCAGAGAAGUGCAUCAAGGAUGGCGAUAUGUUUGUCAUCUGUUGGUUCCCCCAGAAACACGAGGCCACAAUCCGCUGGCUACAACGUGACGAGACGACUUUCUACAUGGACGAGAUGGAACUUCGUGAGAGAUGGCAGUACUAUAUCUCCUCGUAUAUGCGAGUUGAGCCUACUGAAGGCGUCCCUAGAUCCCGCCUUCAGAGGACUGUUCUCACUCGCAAUCUGCCAUCAAGCGAAGCUGAUUCGGACGAUGGCGAUGUACCAAAGCCAUUAGCAUAUGAUGAGGGCUUGGUUUUACGCAUCUGUCUAAACUCGAACAAGAUCGUUUGGGAAAAGAACACAUCCGAAUACUUCAUCUAUGCCACCGAGCCAGAGGAUGAAAAGGAAAAGAUUGCCGCAGAAGAGUAUCGUCGCGCCCUUACCGAACAUCGCGGACAGCGAUUCAGAGAGAAGAUGGUCAUGAACAACUCUUGGAUGCGAGGUAACAGUCAAGACGAAGUCCAAAAGGUCAACGAGAAGUUCCAGAAGUGGUUCAAGGAUGGUGUCUCGCCUAAUACCAACGGCCGAGGAGAUGACCCCGAAAACACGGAAGGAGUUGAAUAAAUCAACAACUUCUUUGACUUUUGCAUGUUCAAUUCGGUUCGCCAACGUGGCAUAUAUCAGGAGUAAUCAGACGGUGGUGGCGAAUUUUGAUGAUAAGCGAAAGGCAUCAUGGGAGGCGUUUGGCGAAGUACCCUAUGUAAACCUUCCGUUUGCCUCCCACCGUGUACUGGCAGUCUCGUUUUGUUUUUUGCACACACGCGAGAAGUACUAUGGGAAGAAGCCAAGGUCGACCUCGGUGGACAGGAUCAUAAGUUUUUAUUUGCUUUUUUUCUUCUACUUUGCUUGUACUAUAGGACGACGAAUUAAACAGAAUUGGCAUCUA
This is a messenger RNA of Annulohypoxylon maeteangense, 4792 nucleotides long. Its product is annotated as paired amphipathic helix protein Sin3b. Bases 157 to 4470 code for a protein of 1437 amino acids. Gene Ontology annotation, biological process: negative regulation of transcription by RNA polymerase II. Lineage: Eukaryota; Fungi; Ascomycota; Sordariomycetes; Xylariales; Hypoxylaceae. Gene Ontology annotation, cellular component: Sin3-type complex; chromatin. Gene Ontology annotation, molecular function: transcription corepressor activity. The transcript is spliced from 7 exons. The record is from RefSeq and is a predicted model, not a curated record.